UCAUGGGGCCCCCGGGCAAUAGGGGAUCAUGGGGCCCCUGUGUCCUUGCCCCAACUCAAAAAAGCCUAUGAAAAAGGUACCAGGGGCAUCUCAUGGGGCCCCUUACUGACCCCGGGCCCUCGUUUCCAUAUGGUCAGUCCAUCCCUGACAGUCCAAUUUUAUACAUUGUAAGUCACUCUUGAGUUCAAAAGGUACAGCAAGCUGCAAGCACCCAACAAUUCAGUUGUCAGUCACAAGAUGACAACCCUAGAUUUACCUCUACCAUGCUUCAGUGGUUAUGGACCUCUCUG
This is a messenger RNA of Staurois parvus, 290 nucleotides long. Lineage: Eukaryota; Metazoa; Chordata; Amphibia; Anura; Ranidae. The record is from the annotation of a GenBank genome assembly.